Messenger RNA from Trypanosoma rangeli, 972 nucleotides. Its product is annotated as lipase. NCBI's taxonomy places the organism in Eukaryota, Euglenozoa, Kinetoplastea, Trypanosomatida, Trypanosomatidae. The record is from RefSeq and is a predicted model, not a curated record. Gene Ontology annotation, biological process: lipid metabolic process. The annotation marks the transcript as partial. The transcript has a single exon.
UUGCAGGAGCAAAUGUGGAAGUACCUGCAGGAUCUCGUUGGGGCGCACCCGAGGCUGCCAGUGCUCAUCACUGGGCACAGUCUUGGUGGUGCCAUGGCCGAGCUCGCUGCUGCAGAAUUUGCGUCGCGGCCGUACGCCUCCGGCGCGGUGCCGAGGAUUGAGCUGUACACGUUUGGUGCGCCGCGCGUGGGCAACACUGAGUUUGCCAACUGGAUCGUCGCACUGUUCUGCAGCGGCGGCCACGAGGUGUACCGCGUCACACACAUGCGGGAUCCUGUGCCCCACCUUCCACCCAUGUUCAUGGGGUUUGAGCACGAGCCCCACGAGGUGUGGUACGACAAUGCCGGCUCCACGAGCUACAGGAACUGCAGCGAUGCGGCUGGACACGUGCUGCUGUUGGGGAGUGUUACUGUUUGGAUUUUUGGGCACGCCGUGGUGAGGGCAGAAAGCUGCUUUCUUGGGGUAGAGGCCGCUGUAUUUACUUCUCUGUGUUUGUGUGGCGGUGUUUCUAUUUUUUGGUUGUUAUUUGGCUUUUUUAGAAGGUUUUUGGGUUAUUUGAGGGAUAUCCCGCGUUUAUUGGUGCGGGCUGUUAUGCACCACACGUUUUGCUUGCGUGCUCUUUGCGCGUGUGUGAGGGAGGAAGAUGAUAGUUGGGGAUGGGGCGCGUGUGGCGUGCAGCAAGGCUGCAUCGCGGGGAUGACGUGCACGAAGGCUGCGGCGCACGCUGUCAGCUUGUCUUCUUCUUUUCUCUCUCUCUUCUAUUUAUUUAUUUUUGUAUUCCUUCCUAACGUUGCCGGUGCGUGUCCCCAUGCCAGGGACUUCAGGAGCGAUCUGAUACGCAAGUUUAACCUUCCAUCCCCGCCUCGUUCAGUUGUUUGGAGAGACAAGCCAAUUUUCAAUGAUGCUGUUUUCGUGGGUGGAGAAGCAGGGCAAGUUCAGCGAAUCAUGGACGCUGCGCCAAAUUGCGUUUGA